Clarias gariepinus (North African catfish) is the source of this 1519-nucleotide messenger RNA. It is a transcript of the gene zdhhc11, whose product is annotated as zinc finger DHHC-type containing 11. Gene Ontology annotation, cellular component: Golgi apparatus; endoplasmic reticulum. The coding region runs from base 278 to 1519 and encodes 413 amino acids. The transcript has 11 exons. NCBI's taxonomy places the organism in Eukaryota, Metazoa, Chordata, Actinopteri, Siluriformes, Clariidae. Gene Ontology annotation, molecular function: protein-cysteine S-palmitoyltransferase activity. Gene Ontology annotation, biological process: peptidyl-L-cysteine S-palmitoylation; protein targeting to membrane. The record is from RefSeq and is a predicted model, not a curated record.
CACACAUGGAAAGUUACUGUGCGAGUUUAUUUAUAAUUUUUUUCAAGUCAUGGAUGUGAGGUGUGCUUUGUUUAUUUUAAGGACACAAUGCUGGACUAAACUGCUCUUUACAAAAAUAUUAUGCUUCUUUUUUUGCUGUUUUAACUUGGUUAAACCUAACGCUGGAUAUACUGGGAAUGGGAAUUUAUCCAGAUAAGGACUAUGGAGCUAAUAAUGUUUUCUAGGAAAUAACCUGAAGGACGAAUUAUUUCAUAUAAAAUUGAUAUUGAGGUAUAAAAUGACAAAUGUCAGCUGUUUCGAGCGGCAGUUCAGGCGCACCGUGCCCACGCGCGGAGGAAGCAGGAACGAACUCGUUGCAGUGCCAGUUCACUCUAGAGUAAACGGAUGGUCUUUACCACUUCAUGUUCUCCAACCUGUGGCGUGGCUCGUUUACGGCUUCCUGGCCGUUGUAGGCUUUGGGGUUUAUAUCCCACUCCUGCCUUCACCAUGGAACUACAUUUCAUAUGGAGUAAUUGGUACAACCUUCUUCCUGCACUUGUUGACUCACCUGGCAGCGGUGACUAUGGAUCCGGCUGACUACGCUGUGCGUGUGAAGAAUGAUUACUCCAGCCCUAUGCCUGUGUUCGACAGGAAGAAACAACCACAUGUCAUACACAAUCAGCAUUGCAACCUGUGUGACAUCGAUGUGGGAUCCAAAGUGAAACACUGCGGCAGCUGCAACAAGUGCAUUGCAGACUUCGACCACCACUGCAAAUGGCUCAACAAUUGCGUAGGGAGUAGGAACUACUGGCUAUUUUUUAUGACUGUGCUUUCGGCUGUUUGCGGAGUGUUCUUCCUCAUCCUGGUCAUCUCGUUCGUCUUCAUCGAAACCUUGGUGAAUCCUGCAGCUCUUCGAACAGCAGCAGCUUUUCAAGCUGUUAAUGGAAGCAUGACGUGGUUGGCAUUCCUGCCCCAGGCACCAGUACAGACCAGUUCUGCCAGUCUCCUGGUGUUGGCUGCGAUCACUGUCAUCAUCGCACUCGCAUCAUUGCUAAUGCUGUGCCACCUACUGAUCUUUCAUAUAUAUCUGUUAUAUAAAGGCAUGAGCACGUAUGAGUACAUAAUGAAGCAGCGUCAGUUGCAGAGCUCCAGGAAGCAGGAGGAAGGAGCAACACACCCGUCAUCCUCUAACAGAGAUGCGUCUCAGAGCAAUGGACCUUUUAAGAUGUCGCUAGGGUGUAAUGAACUAAUGUCUGGCAAAUCAAGUAUCUUCAGGUAUCAAGACAAAGGACAGUCAACUGUCUCAAGAACCAUCUGUUCUAAGAUGAGAGCUCAGACAGCUGAUGGAGAGAACGGUUCAAAUUAUGGCUCAAAAUCAGCAAUACAAAUGAUUCCAGGUGCGGCUCCAGUGGGUUGGCGAGUGAGUAUAAGACAGACGGAUGGACCACUGACUGAACUAACUGAAAACCCUGUCGCUCAGAGUCCUCUUGGCACCUCCAGCAUAGACACCACUGCAGUUCAUCAGCCGCAUAUACACUGA